Coregonus sp. 'balchen' is the source of this 11894-nucleotide messenger RNA. The record is from the annotation of a GenBank genome assembly. NCBI's taxonomy places the organism in Eukaryota, Metazoa, Chordata, Actinopteri, Salmoniformes, Salmonidae.
GAGCAUCUGUCAGUAGGAGGGUUCCCCUGGUGGCUGAGAUGCUUCAUCAUCAACUGUAUCCUCUUCCUCCUCCUCUUCUUCCUCACAACUCCCGCCAUCAUCAUCUCCACCAUGGACAAGUUCAACGUCACCAAGCCUGUCGAGUACCUCAACGUGAGUCACCUUUUCACUCACUUAGUGAAGCUCAGGAGGUCGACUGUCAGUGUGCGUCCCAAAUGGCACCCUAUUCCCUAUAUAGUGCACUACUUUAGACCAGAGAAUGGCACCCUAUUCCCUAUAUAGUGCACUACUUUAGACCAGAGAAUGGCACCCUAUUCCCUAUAUAGUGCACUACUUUAGACCAGAGAAUGGCACCCUAUUCCCUAUAUAGUGCACUACUUUAGACCAGAGAAUGGCACCCUAUUCCCUAUAUAGUGCGCUACUUUAGACCAGAGAAUGGCACCCUAUUCCCUAUAUAGUGCACUACUUUAGACCAGAGAAUGGCACCCUAUUCCCUAUAUAGUGCGCUACAUAUAUAUAUAUACACACACUAUAAGGAAUAGGUGUGCCAUGUAUAUAUGAUAAGGAAUAGUUGCUACUUUGGGACGCGGAUGUUACAGUUAGCCGUCUUUCAGGCCAGGACUGCUGCUGUACUGCAGGCCUGGUUACUGUCUGGCCUGGUACUGUCUGGCCUGGGUACUGUCUGGCCUGGUACUGUCUGGCCUGGGUACUGUCUGGCCUGGGUACUGUCUGGCCUGGGUACUGUCUGGCCUGGGUACUGUCUGGCCUGGGUACUGUCUGGCCUGGGUACUGUCUGGCCUGGUACUGUCUGGCCUGUUUACACGUCUGCCAGGUACUGCUGGCUGGUACUGUGGCUGGGAACUUCAUGGCCUGGGUACUGUCUGGCUGGGUACUGUCUGGCCUGGGUACUGUCUGGCCUGGGUACUGUCUGUACUGUCUGGCCUGGGUACCUGGUACUGGGCCUGGUACUGUCUGGCCUGGGUACUCUGGCCGUUACUGUCUGGCCGUUAACACACCAGAACUGCUGUAACUGUGCUGGAAAUAUCAGAACCAGCAGAGUACGGUUUGGUUGACACAGUAGUGUGAAAAGGGCAUUCAUCUGUGUACUUUUCCUAACCUUAACUGGGUAACCUUUAUCUGCAAUUUCCCCAAAAAGCGAGAUAACUCAACACGAUCGAGAAGAGAUCUGACCAUAGAGCUUCGCAGUCAAGACCUCUACACUCCUAACCACAUGAUCCGCACCGAAUCAGUCAUCCUCGCGACAGCAGAUCCGUACCCGCGAUAGAACGCCGAGUCUCGACACUCAAGCUACCUCUCCCAUGCAACGCAGAUCGACACCUACAAUCUCCUAGUCUCCUACUGUACCUGCACCUACGUCUCGCUCCAUGCCUCUCAGCUGACUCUCCUGCACUCAUAUUCCGUCUCUCUUACAUCUCCUCCUGUUCUCCUCACUCUCCUCAUCUUUCUCUUCCUCUCCUCUUCUACUCUCCUCCUCUUCCUCUCCUCCUGCUCUCGUCUCCUCCUCCUCCUCUUCUUCCUCUCCUCCUCCUCUCUUACUCGUACGCUCUAAAUCCUCCUAUCCUCCUCCAUCUCUUCCCCCCCUCUUCCUCUCCACCUCCUCUUCCUCUCCUCCUCCAGAACCCCAUCGUGACUCAGUUCUUCCCCACCCUGCUGCUGUGGGCCUUCUCUGCCCUCCUACCCACCAUCGUGUACUACUCUGCCUUCUUUGAGGCCCACUGGACACGGUACCACACACACACACACAUUAAUGUUGAUCUUUCUGACUGUGUAUCUAACACGUCUGGUCCCAGGUUGUGUGUCAGUAUGUAGGAGUUGGCAAAACCACAAACAGAUCUGGGACCUGGCUAACCUGGUAGAGCCAUACAGAGAGCUCUUGUAUUCUGUAUUUCUCAAUGUAAUGUUGAUCGUUUGACUUUCCAUUUAUUCUAAUAGGUCUGGAGAGAACAGGACCACCAUGCAUAAAUGCUACACCUUUCUGAUCUUCAUGGUCUUACUACUGCCCUCUCUAGGACUCAGCAGGUACUACAUGUCUUCAUUAAUAAUAAUAAUAAUAUAUAGCACAGGUCCUCAACUGGCAGCUUCAUUAAAUAGUACCCGCAGGUACUACAUAUCUUCAUUGAUAAUAUAUAGCACAGGUCCUCAACUGGCAGCUUCAUUAAAUAGUACCCGCAGGUACUACAUGUCUUCAUUAAUAAUAAUAAUAAUAUAUAGCACAGGUCCUCAACUGGCAGCUUCAUUAAAUAGUACCCGCAGGUACUACAUAUCUUCAUUAAUAGUAUAUAGCACAGGUCCUCAACUGGCAGCUUCAUUAAAUAGUACCCGCAGGUACUACAUGUCUUCAUUAAUAAUAUAUAGCACAGGUCUUCAACUGGCAGCUUAAUUAAAUAGUACCCGCAGGUACUACAUGUCUUCAUUAAUAAUAAUAAUAAUAUAUAGCACAGGUCUUCAACUGGCAGCUUCAUUAAAUAGUACCCACAGGCACUACAUGUCUUCAUUAUUGUUGACGAAAUCAACUUGAUUGGAGGUACACAACACACUCUCAGCCUCUCGUCAGGCCCUUACAGAGAACAACUAUACCGGAUUUUGGACAGGGUCAUUAGCAUUAGAGUCAUCAGACAAGUUUUUGCCCAAAUCUAACUCAAAUUCUAGACGUCGUAUUAAAACGAGGCUACAGAGUCCAUAAUGUGACCAUUAGAUUUAGAUCCAUUUGAACUGAAUAAGUUUGUAGGUGCAACAGUUUUUAUUAAAUGUAUAAUUUAUUGCUAGCACAUGCACAUUUCCGUCCAUUAAGAACCAACAAUGUGCUACCUAUUUUGUAGCAUUUCUGACAAUGCUAACAUCUUUUCAACUGAAUUUUCAGAGUUAUAAAACCUACUGUGUGUCUUGCGAUUUCUGCAUCUACACCCCCUCGAGCAUCCCAUUGGUUCCUGCAUAAACACCCCCCCCCCCCCCCCCCCCCCCCUUCCCCAGUCUACCGGUGUUCUAGCUAGAUGGCUACCAGUGUCGCCCCUGCCUCCUGCCUGCUGUGUACCAAGAGUGUGCAAAGCUGUCAUCAAGGCAAAGGAUGGCUACUUUGAAGAAUAUAUUUUGAUUUGUUUAACACUUUUUGGGUUAAUACAUGAUUCCAUAUGUGUUAUUUCAUAGUUUUGAUGUCUUCACUAUUAUUCUACAUUGUAGAAAAUAGUAAAAAAUAAAGAAAAACCCUGGAAUGAGUAGGUGUGUCCAAACUUUUGACUGGUACUGAUGAUCUGAUAACAUAUAUAUAUAUAUAUCUAGUACACUAUACAGUGGGGGAAAAAAGUAUUUAGUCAGCCACCAAUUGUGCAAGUUCUCCCACUUAAAAAGAUGAGAGAGGCCUGUAAUUUUCAUCAUAGGUACACGUCAACUAUGACAGACAAAUUGAGAUUUUUUUUCUCCAGAAUAUCACAUUGUAGGAUUUUUAAUGAAUUUAUUUGCAAAUUAUGGUGGAAAAUAAGUAUUUGGUCACCUACAAACAAGCAAGAUUUCUGGCUCUCACAGACCUGUAACUUCUUCUUUAAGAGGCUCCUCUGUCCUCCACUCGUUACCUGUAUUAAUGGCACCUGUUUGAACUUGUUAUCAGUAUAAAAGACACCUGUCCACAACCUCAAACAGUCACCCUCCAAACUCCACUAUGGCCAAGACCAAAGAGCUGUCAAAGGACACCAGAAACAAAAUUGUAGACCUGCACCAGGCUGGGAAGACUGAAUCUGCAAUAGGUAAGCAGCUUGGUUUGAAGAAAUCAACUGUGGGAGCAAUUAUUAGGAAAUGGAAGACAUACAAGACCACUAAUAAUCUCCCUCGAUCUGGGGCGCCACGCAAGAUCUCACCCCGUGGGGUCAAAAUGAUCACAAGAACGGUGAGCAAAAAUCCCAGAACCACACGGAGGGACCUAGUGAAUGACCUGCAGAGAGCUGGGACCAAAGUAACAAAGCCUACCAUCAGUAACACACUACGCCGCCAGGGACUCAAAUCCUGCAGUGCCAGAUGUGUCCCCCUGCUUAAGCCAGUACAUGUCCAGGCCCGUCUGAAGUUUGCUAGAGUGCAUUUGGAUGAUCCAGAAGAGGAUUGGGAGAAUGUCAUAUGGUCAGAUGAAACCAAAAUAGAACUUUUUGGUAAAAACUCAACUCGUCGUGUUUGGAGGACAAAGAAUGCUGAGUUGCAUCCAAAGAACACCAUACCUACUGUGAAGCAUGGGGGUGGAAACAUCAUGCUUUGGGGCUGUUUUUCUGCAAAGGGACCAGGACGACUGAUCCGUGUAAAGGAAAGAAUGAAUGGGGCCAUGUUUCGUGAGAUUUUGAGUGAAAACCUCCUUCCAUCAGCAAGGGCAUUGAAGAUGAAACGUGGCUGGGUCUUUCAGCAUGACAAUGAUCCCAAACACACCGCCCGGGCAACGAAGGAGUGGCUUCGUAAGAAGCAUUUCAAAGUCCUGGAGUGGCCUAGCCAGUCUCCAGAUCUCAACCCCAUAGAAAAUCUUUGGAGGGAGUUGAAAGUCUGUGUUGCCCAGCGACAGCCCCAAAACAUCACUGCUCUAGAGGAGAUCUGCAUGGAGGAAUGGGCCAAAAUACCAGCAACAGUGUGUGAAAACCUUGUGAAGACUUACAGAAAAUGUUUGACCUGUAUAAUUGCCAACAAAGGGUAUAUAACAAACUAUUGAGAAACUUUUGUUAUUGACCAAAUACUUAUUUUCCACCAUAAUUUGCAAAUAAAUUCAUUAAAAAUCCUACAAUGUGAUUUUCUGCAAAUUUUUUUCUCAUUUUGUAUGUCAUAGUUGACGUGUACCUAUGAUGAAAAUUACAGGCCUCUCUCAUCUUUUUAAGUGGGAGAACUUGCACAAUUGGUGGCUGACUAAAUACUUUUUUCCCCCACUGUAUAAGGAAUAAUCAUAAUAUAUAUAUAUAUAUAUAUGUUAUCAGAUCUUCAGUACCAGUCAAAAGUUUGGACACACCUACUCAUUCCAGGGUUUUUCUUUAUUUUUACUAUUUUCUACAUUGUAGAAUAAUAGUGAAGACAUCAUAACUAUGAAAUAACACAUAUGGAAUCAUGUAGUAACCCCAUAUUUGUUUUGGCACAAAACUACCUCCAUACUUCCAUUCGUUUGUAUGGGUUACCUUCAGACGAGUCUCUCUCUCCCAUUUCCAUAGAGGGGUCAUAAUAGUUUGUAGGCCAAACCGUUCGGGCGCUACAGAUGUUUUCGUGAGAAGACCGUUUUUCAGGAUGUCUCAUGGUCUGACAAACACCGCUGCAGCUUGGCCACCUUCCACCGCAGAUGCUGAAGGCUGACAUAUAAGGAUCCUGUGGAUUGAGAUGCAGCACAUGCAAAAAACGGAUAUCUAUAGCUUAAACUGACAUUUUUUUAAAUGAGUUUACUUAGAUUGAUGCACGGGUGGACUGGAGUGAUCAACUCUCAACGAAAACGUCAUUGCUCAUGCACUCCACCCCUACGGUACAACCCUACGGUACAUUCCCUGAAAUCCGAACACCAGCUGAUUGAUGGAGCACCAGGCCCUCUAUGCACUGUUUUUUAUUUUCUGGUCCCAUCCAGCUCCUCCGCUACACAAUAUCAGAGAAGACCAACGUUGUCCCGGGAAACAUUUGGAUGACCACGUCUAAGUCUGCGCAUCGGCACUGGUGCGGUAGAUGCGCAGACUUAGACGUGGUCAUCCAAAUGUUUCCCGGGACAACGUUGGUCUUCUCUGAUAUUGUGUAGCGGAGGAGCUGGAUGGGACCAGAAAAUAAAAACAGUGCAUAGAGGGCCUGGUGCUCCAUCAAUCAGCUGGUGUUCGGAUUUCAGGGAAUGUACCGUAGGGUUGUACCGUAGGGGUGGAAUGCACUAAGCUACCUGCCGCCAUCAGACCAUCAGGAAGACUGUUAUGCUUGAUUGAGCUGUUUUGUCUUGUAGUAAUGUGCUGCCUGCCUUUAUUUUAUGCAACCUUUUUAUUUAGCAAAACAUGCCAUUGAGAAAAAAAUAUUUUUCAUAAAAUAUUGGGAUACAAGUCGUUUCCUCCGAGGUGGAUGACUCGGAUGUCAGGGAGAGUAGUAGAACAGAACACAGAGCAGGUUGUGCCACUUCAUACCUGGCGGCAGGUAGCUUAGUGGUUAAGAGCGUUGUGCCAGUAACCGAAAGGUCGCUGGUUCUAAUCCCCGAGCCGACUAGGUGACAAAUCUGUCUGUGCCCUUAAGCAAGGCACUUAACCCUAAGUCGCUCUGGAUAAGAGCGUCUGCUAAAUGACUUAAAUGUAAAUGUAAAUGUACCUUGCCCUUCAAGCCACCUAAUGUGACAGUCAAUGUAUGUAAAUAGUUAAUGGCUACAUGUUGAUUAUUGGUGUGUUAUCCAGGAGCCUGCUUGAUUUGUCUUGUUAAAAGAGAUCAGGGAAAUGUUUUGCCCGUUUACUCCAAAUUGGCUUAAAUGGGUUCCUGUUUUUUCACUUCCCUCUGGAAUAUCAGUUGUUUAAAGUGUAACUUGUUUUUUGGUUAUUUGUAAACUCAGGUUCCCUUUGUCUAUUAGUAGGUUUUGGUUGAAGACCUGAUAACAUUCAGUAUAAAACAAUAUGCAAAAUGGAUCAUCAGAAAGGGGGCAAAUACUUUUUCACAGCACGGUAUAUGACUGUGUCCAACACACCACCUGGUGUUUUGGUACCUAAUGACCCCAAAAAAUAUUUUAUGAAAAAUAUUUUUUUCUCAAUGGCAUGUUUUGCUAAAUAAAAAGGUUGCAUAAAAUAAAGGCAGGCAGCACAUUACUACAAGACAAAACAGCUCAAUCAAGCAUAACAGUCUUCCUGAUGGUCUGAUGGCGGCAGGUAGCUUAGUGGGUAAGAGCGUUGUGCCAGUAACCGAAAGGUCGCUGGUUCUAAUCCCCCGAGCCGACUAGGUGAAAAAUCUGUCGAUGUGCCCUUGAGCAAGGCACUUAACCCUAAUUGCUCCUGUAAGUCGCUCUGGAUAAGAGCGUCUGAUAAAUCACUAAAAUGUAAAUGGUCUAAGUACAAAAGCUUGUACUGUGAAGAAUCCAAUACUUUAACUUGUAUGUGGUAUAAUUCAGCAAUAAGACCCUAUGGGGUGUGGCAUAAUUCAGCAAUAAGACCCGAGGGGGUGUGGCAUAAUUCAGCAAUAAGACCCGAGGGGGUGUGGCAUAAUUCAGCAAUAAGACCCGAGGGGGUGUGGCAUAAUUCAGCAAUAAGACCCGAGGGGGUGUGGCAUAAUUCAGCAAUAAGACCCGAGGGGGUGUGGCAUAAUUCAGCAAUAAGACCCGAGGGGGUGUGGCAUAAUUCAGCAAUAAGACCUGAUGGGGUGUGGUAUAUGGCCAUUAUACCACGGCUAAUGGCUGUUCUUAUCACGACGCAACACGGAGUGCCUGGAUACAGCCCUUAGCCGUGAUAUAUUGGCAAUAUACCACAAACUCCGUAGGUGCCUUAUUGCUUAUUCAAACCCACGAUCCUGGCGUUGCAUCGCCAUGCUCUACAGAGGACCACUUAGCCAGUCAACACUUUUACCUACUGUAUACUGUUCAUUCACUACAGGGCUAGUGAUACAGUUUCCCGGACUAGAAUGUACUUUCUAUGGAGUCCAGUAAGAAGUCAGAACAGCCCAUAGGACGCUGGGCUAUCGCAGGGGACGCGUCCCAUUUUUUGAGACUUUGGUAUGACUCUGCCGGGGAUCGAACUCCCAACCUUUUGAGUUGGUCUCAAUGGAGUCCGGCACUAGCCUUAAUCUGGGUGCAGGAAACUGUCCCUUUUAUGAUCCCAUUCUCAGUCAUGGAGUCUCUAAUCCAAUCAUCAACCACCUCUUCUAUCACUCUGAGAACUCAACUGUUUCCUUCUUCAUUCCAGUCUGGACGUUUUCUUCCGAUGGCUAUUUGACAAGCGCUUCCUGGAUGAUGCUGCUGUGAGGUUUGAGUAAGUAGCAGUUCCUAGUUCCUCUCUUAAGUUUCUUCCUAGGUUCCUUCAUCUAGGGAGUUUUUCCUAGCCACCGUGCUUCUACAUCUGCAUUGCUUGCUGUUUUGGGGUUUUAGGCUGACUUUUAGUAAAGCAAUUUGACAACUGCUGAUGUAAAAAGGGCUUUAUAAAAUACAUUUGAUUUGAACACAGUCACUCACAAGACAUUCCUUUGGAUGAAUGAGACCUGCCUGUCAGUCUCUGUAUGAUAUUUUCAACAUGGACAUCUUUAUGGUAUAGGUAUGCCCUUACUAUGCUCCUCAGCAGCAGUAACUCAAACCUUUGUGGUUUGGGUCUGGUGGGACUCUCUAUCUAUCUCUCUCUGUCUCUCUCUCUCUCUAUCUAUCUCUCAUCUCUGUCUCUCUCUUUGUCUCUCUCUCUGUCUGUAGGUCUGUCAUGUCUCUAUGUCUCUGUCUCUCCGUCUCUUCUGUCUCCUGUCUCUCUCUGUCUCUUCUGUCUCUCUCUGUAGCUAUCUCUAUCUCUCUCUUCUCUCCUCCAUCUGUAGAUCUCUGCUCUUCGCUCUGUCUCUCUCUGUCUCUCUCUCUCUGUCUCUCGUUUUCCUCUCCUAUCUCUCUCUGUCUCUUUCGUCUUCGUCUUCUCUUUUCUUCUUUUCUCUCUCUCUGUCUCUCUUCUCUCUCUCUCCUUCUCUUCUUUGUCUCUUCUCUCUCUUGUCUCUGUAUUUUUCCCCUCUCUCUGCCUAUCUCUUUUUCCCUCUGUCUCUCUCUCUAUCUCUUUUCCGUCUCUGUCUCUCUGUAUUUUCUCUCGUCUUAUCUCUCUCUCUUCUUCUGUCUUUUGUUCUCUUCCCCUCUCUCUAUUCCUCUCUUAUCCUUUCUCUCUAUCCUCUUCUCUCUUUCUCUACCCUCUAGUCUCUCUCUCUUGUCUCCUCUCUCUUCUCUCUGUCUCUCUUAUCUCGUCUUCGUCUCUUUCUUCUCUUCUCUCUCUUCUCUCUAUUCUCUUAUCUUCUCCUGUCUCUCUCUCUCUUCUGUUCUCUGUCUCUCUGCUCUCUGUCUCUCUCCCCUCUCUGUCUCUCUGUCUCUCGUUCUCUGUCUCUUUUCUCUCUGUCUCUCUCUUCUCUCUCUCUCUCUAUCUCUCUUCUCUCUCUCUCUGUCUCUCUCUGUCUCUCUCUGUCUCUCUGUCUCUCUCUCUCUCUCUGUCUCUCUGUCUCUCUGUCUCUCUGUCUCUUCUCUGUCUCUCUCUCUCUCUCUGUCUCUCUCUCUCUUUCUCUGUCUCUCUCUCUCUCUCUCUGUCUCUCUCUCUCUCUCUCUCUGUCUCUCUUCUCUCUCUCUCUCUGUCUCUGUCUCUGUCUCUGUCUCUCUCUCUCUCUCUCUCUCUCUGUCUCGGUGUCUCUCUCUGUCUCUCUGUCUGCUCUCAACCUUUGAACCUCUACCUUGUGCACUGUGGUCUCUGCUGGCCACGUUCUGGCUCAUAAUGUAAAGUUGUCAGUCUUAUCUUAGUGGUGCUUGUAACAGUUAUCUAUCUUUCAAUUAUCUCCAGUCAGAACAGCUUCCAUAUUCUCUGAUGUGUCUCUUAUGGAACUAGCUGUUCAUUGUUUAGGAUAGUAUUUUAGGAAGAGCUGAACCCCUUAGCAGCCUAUCCCCUACCCCCCAAUGCCUGGGGUAUUCAGUCAUUCCCUGAUUAGAGGGGUAGAAUUAAAACAAGCAGUGGAACUGGCUCCUAGGUCCAGGUUAGAGUCUGGUAGAGAGGGUUAUAUUGGCACUAUGGCAACAACUUCCACCUGGCCAGCGGGGUUAGAAUGAGUUACCACACCUGGCCAGCAGGAUUAGAAUGAGUUACCACACCUGGCCAGCAGGAUUAGAAUGAGUUACCACACCUGGCCAGCAGGAUUAGAAUGAGUUACCACACUGGCCAGCAGGAUUAGAAUGAGUUACCACACCUGGCCAGCAGGAUUAGAAUGAGUUACCACACCUGGCCAGCGGGGUUAGAAUGAGUUACCACACCUGGCCAGCAGGAUUAGAAUGAGUUACCACACCUGGCCAGCAGGAUUAGAAUGAGUUACCACACCUGGCCAGCAGGAUUAGAAUGAGUUACCACACCUGGCCAGCAGGAUUAGAAUGAGUUACCACACCUGGCCAGCAGGAUUAGAAUGAGUUACCACACCUAUUCAAUCGUCUCAGAUCCACAGUGAAUAGGGUCUGAGAUUCAGUGAGAGUAAUAUUCUUGUUGUGAUGUCAUUUCCUGUCUUCGCCCCACCUCAUAAUCUAACGUAGUGGUUCUUAUUUUAACCCUGCUUUCAGGUAACAAUUAGAACAGCAACCAUGUUCUCUCAUCGUAUUGUGUCCUUAUGGACCUGGCUGUCCUUUGGGUUUGGUUUCGUCCUUUAGGAGGGAGGUAGUCUCUAAUACCCCGUUUCACACUAUUGUGCCGACCCGAACCGUACUGGGCUGGCCUGGUUAUGCAUCCCACAUCGUUUCAGCAACCAUGCUGGAAAAGAUCAUGUGAAGAGAACAGAACAUAUCCAAUCCAGCGUACUAUGGUUCUGGUUGGCACGAUUAGUCUGAAAAAGGUAUGUUAUUGUCGUGAUAUCGUUUCCUGUCUUCCCCCAGGUGUGUGUUCCUGCCGGACAACGGGGCGUUCUUUGUGAACUAUGUCAUCGCGUCGGCGUUCAUCGGUAACGCCAUGGAUCUGCUGAGGAUCCCUGGUCUGCUCAUGUACAUGACCCGGCUGUGUCUGGCCCGCUCUGUUGCCGAGAGACGCAACGUCAAGAGGGUGAGUGUAGCGGAGCUCCACCUGGUGGUCAGGAAGACCUCAGUUAUCCAAUCCCAUAAACUACUUCACUACUAGGAUGUAUAUAGUUAUAUCAAAGAUGAUCUAUGGACUGACAAGAUAGUCAACUGACUGCUCUAACAAUGGGAAUAAAUGUCCACAAAGGCAGGUGGGAUCAGGCGGGAACAUUUUAACCAAUGAGAAGCCAGAUACGCGUGUGAACAACACAUCAACAUAACAUUGUUUUUUGUCAAAGUUGCCAGAAUGCCACAUUCCUCCACUUAUAUCAGUACAUUCGUAAUAACCUAAACAUCCCAAAACGUAUCUUCGAUCAAAUAAACAUCACGUUGCAAAUGUUAUGUUGACCAAAUUCGACACUCACUGACCUCGUACAUAAAAUCCACACUUCCACUGGUUAACGUUGUAUUUUCGUGUGGACAGAUUUUGAGGCGGAGUCAAGCCUUCUCCUCUUCCUCUCUGGUUAUAUGCUAGUGGGUCGAAGUCAAUUCCAUUUCAAACCAGUCAAUUCAGGAAGUAAACUGAAAUUCCAAUAAGGAAAGCAAUGAGGAAAAUGUAAGUUGGAAUUUAAAUGUACUUCCUGAAUUGACUGUGUUGAAAUAGAAUGAACCCCAACCCUGACAAGCUAUGCUUUUGUUGAACUUAAGCUUCCCUAAGGACAUAUGAUAAUAUCCUCUGUUACUAACUGUAAGUCGCUCUGGAUAAGAGCGUCUGCCUAAAUGACGUAAUGUAAAUGUUAAUAUGUGUAUCUUCUGCAGCACCAGGCCUUAUGAGUUCCACGUCUAUAUACUCUAUUUCUAUGUCUGCAGCACCACAGGCCUAUGAGUUUCCAGUUCUUAUAAACUCUAUUUCUAGUCUGCAUGCCCCAGGCCUAUGAUUCCAGGGCCCUAUGAGUUCCAGUUCUAUAACUCUAUUUCAUGCUCUGCAGCACCAGGCCUAUGAGUUCCAGUUCUAUAAACCCUAUUUCUAUGCUCUGCAGCACCAGGCCUAUGAGUUCCAGUUCUAUAACUCUAUUUAUAUGUCUGCAGCACCAGGCCUAUGAGUUCCAGUUCUAUAACCUAUUUCUAUGCUCUGCAGCACCAGGCCUAUGAGUUCCAGUUGGGAGAGCAAGCCUACGCCGGGAUGAUGUGUGUCUUCACUGUGGUCAUGACUACAGCAUCACCUGUCCAAUCAUUGUCCCCU